AGGAAGAAGAAGAAGAAGAAGCGGAGACGAAGAAGAAGAAGACGUCGUGCACGUGUUACGUCUUCAGCGGGAGAAAAACAAAAUAAAUUAGUUUAUUCGUUUCAGAGCUGUUGUCCAGCGGAAAACAUGAGACCAGGUUUCAGUCCUCGUGGAGACAGAGGAGGAAGAGGUGGAGGACGAGGCGGAUUCAGAGGAGGGUUCGGAGAUCGUGGGGGGCGAGGAGGAUUCGGUGAUCGUGGAGGACGAGGAGGAAGAGGUGGAGGGUUCAGAUCCCCAGACGGAGGAGGAUUUCGGGGACGAGGUGGCAGAGGCACCCCCAGAGGGAGAGGAGGAAGAGGGGGUGGCAGAGGCUUUGGAGGCGGGAAGAAGGUCUUGAUUGAGCCACACAGACAUGAAGGAGUGUUCAUCUGCAGAGGGAAGGAGGAUGCUCUGGUGACCAAGAACAUGGUGGUGGGAGAGUCUGUGUACGGAGAAAAAAGGAUGAGCGUGGAGGAAGGCGAGACGAAGAUUGAGUACAGAGCCUGGAAUCCUUUUCGCUCCAAGCUGGCUGCUGCCAUCUUGGGAGGAAUUGACCAGAUCCACAUCAAGCCUGGAGCUAAGGUCAUGUACCUGGGUGCUGCCUCUGGUACUACAGUAUCCCAUGUUUCUGACAUCGUAGGGCCGGAGGGACUCGUGUACGCUGUGGAGUUCUCCCAUCGAUCAGGUCGGGACCUUCUGAAUGUUGCAAAGAAACGCACCAACAUCAUUCCAAUCAUCGAAGAUGCCAGACAUCCACACAAAUAUCGAAUGCUGGUUGGCAUGGUGGAUGUGGUAUUUGCAGAUGUUGCUCAGCCUGACCAGACAAGAAUCGUCGCUUUGAACGCACACAACUUCCUGAAGAAUGGAGGACAUUUUGUUAUCUCUAUAAAGGCUAACUGCAUAGACUCAACAGCAGCUCCGGAAGCUGUUUUUGCUUCAGAAGUAAAGAAGAUGAGCGCUGAGAACAUGAAACCACAGGAGCAGCUCACAUUGGAACCCUAUGAGAGGGACCACGCUGUAGUCGUGGGUAUCUACAGACCUCCACCAAAACAGAAGAAGUGAGAUGUGGACGACCAUCGACUUUACGUUGCCCUCCUCUCAGCCCGUCUCUGCUCACGUUCAGCCCAUCUCUAACCUUCAGAUAUUUUGUAUUUUUUUGUGGAUUGCUUUGUUUGAAUCAUUAAAAUUUUAUCAACCAUUUA
This is a messenger RNA of Austrofundulus limnaeus, 1220 nucleotides long. It is a transcript of the gene fbl, whose product is annotated as fibrillarin. Gene Ontology annotation, cellular component: nucleolus; box C/D methylation guide snoRNP complex; small-subunit processome. NCBI's taxonomy places the organism in Eukaryota, Metazoa, Chordata, Actinopteri, Cyprinodontiformes, Rivulidae. The record is from RefSeq and is a predicted model, not a curated record. Gene Ontology annotation, biological process: box C/D sno(s)RNA 3'-end processing; rRNA methylation. Gene Ontology annotation, molecular function: histone H2AQ104 methyltransferase activity; rRNA methyltransferase activity; RNA binding.